CGCUUAGCCUGAGCUUGUCCCAGUCUGUGUUGUGGGCCUUGCUUGCUUCCCUCACUCUUUCCGUCCCGGGUGAGAGCGCGUCCGGGAACUGUUCUAUAGUUAAAGCGCUUUGCAUCUGUGAAUCUAGCAGGAAAAGUGAGGCCCGGGCCGGCACCCCUCGAACCCCUCCUUAAUUCGGGGGGGAUGAGCGGCUCCCGUAAUAACCGGGUGAUGGUGGAGGGGGUCGGGGCUCGGGUUGCGCGGGGCCCGGAUUGGAAAUGGGGGAAACAGGACGGAGGAGAGGGUCAUGUGGGCACCGUACGGAGCUUCGAAAGCCCAGAAGAGGUGGUGGUGGUCUGGGACAAUGGCACCGCGGCCAAUUACCGCUGCUCCGGGGCCUACGACCUGAGGAUACUGGACAGUGCGCCUACUGGCAUUAAACAUGAUGGGACCAUGUGUGAUACAUGCCGCCAGCAACCUAUUAUUGGAAUCCGUUGGAAAUGUGCUGAAUGUACUAACUAUGAUCUAUGCACUGUGUGCUACCAUGGGGAUAAGCAUCACCUUAGACAUCGCUUUUACAGGAUCACAACACCGGGAAGCGAGAGGGUGCUCCUGGAGUCUCGGCGCAAAUCAAAGAAAAUUACGGCAAGAGGUAUCUUUGCAGGGGCUAGAGUAGUGCGUGGAGUAGAUUGGCAGUGGGAAGACCAAGAUGGUGGUAAUGGAAGGCGAGGCAAAGUAACGGAAAUCCAAGAUUGGAGCGCAUCAAGCCCACACAGUGCAGCAUAUGUCCUGUGGGACAAUGGAGCAAAAAAUCUGUAUAGGGUUGGAUUUGAAGGCAUGUCUGACCUGAAAUGUGUCCAGGAUGCUAAAGGUGGUUCUUUUUACAGAGACCAUUGUCCUGUGUUGGGUGAACAGAAUGGGAAUCGGAAUCCUGGUGGCCUGCUCAUUGGUGAUCUAGUUAAUAUUGAUUUAGAACUGGAAAUUGUUCAGUCAUUGCAACAUGGUCAUGGAGGCUGGACCGAUGGCAUGUUCGAAACUCUAACCACUACUGGUACUGUGUGUGGCAUUGAUGAAGACCAUGAUAUUGUAGUGCAAUACCCCAGUGGAAACAGGUGGACAUUUAAUCCAGCUGUUCUCACCAAGGCAAAUGUUGUUCGCAGUGGCGAUGCUGCUCAAGGUGCAGAAGGUGGGACAUCACCUUUUCAAGUGGGUGAUCUUGUGCAAAUAUGUUAUGACUUAGAGAGAAUAAAACUUCUUCAAAGAGGCCAUGGUGAAUGGGCUGAAGCUAUGCUACCAACUCUAGGUAAAGUUGGCAGAGUACAACAGAUUUAUUCAGACAACGAUUUGAAAGUUGAAGUUUGUGGGACAUCUUGGACAUAUAAUCCAGCUGCUGUUUCAAGAGUUGCUUCUGUGGGAUCAGCCAUUAGUAAUGCCACUGGUGAAAGACUGUCACAGCUAUUGAAGAAAUUGUUUGAGACUCAGGAAUCAGGCGACCUUAAUGAGGAGCUGGUGAAAGCUGCUGCAAAUGGAGAUGUGGCUAAAGUGGAGGACUUGCUGAAAAGACAGGAUGUAGAUGUAAAUGGACAAUGCGCUGGACACACAGCAAUGCAAGCUGCCAGCCAGAAUGGACAUGUAGAUAUCUUGAAAUUGCUUCUAAAGCACAGUGUAGAUGUAGAAGCUGAGGAUAAAGAUGGAGAUCGGGCAGUGCACCAUGCAGCUUUUGGAGAUGAAGGCACUGUUGUUGAAGUGCUGCAUAGAGGGGGAGCGGAUUUAAAUGCACGGAACAAGCGCAGACAGACACCUCUUCAUAUUGCAGUUAAUAAAGGCCACUUGCAAGUUGUAAAAAAAUUAUUGGAUUUUGGCUGCCACCCAAGCCUACAGGAUUCAGAAGGUGAUACUCCGCUCCAUGAUGCUAUCAGCAAAAAACGUGAUGAUAUAUUGGCUGUACUUUUAGAGGCUGGAGCAGAUGUUACCAUCACAAACAACAAUGGGUUCAAUGCUCUUCAUCAUGCUGCAUUGCGGGGAAAUCCCAGUGCUAUGCGGGUCCUGCUCUCCAAGUUGCCCCGUCCGUGGAUUGUAGAUGAAAAGAAAGAUGAUGGAUACACUGCUUUGCACCUUGCUGCACUUAAUAAUCAUGUUGAAGUAGCGGAGUUAUUGGUUCAUCAGGGAAACGCAAACCUGGACAUUCAGAAUGUAAACCAGCAGACUGCUCUUCACUUGGCUGUGGAACGUCAGCAUACACAAAUUGUCAGACUGUUGGUUCGUGCAGAAGCUAAACUGGACAUACAAGAUAAAGAUGGGGAUACACCAUUACAUGAAGCCCUUCGGCACCAUACUUUGUCACAGUUGCGGCAGCUUCAAGACAUGCAGGAUGUUGGCAAGGUUGAUACUACCUGGGAGCCAUCAAAGAACACAUUAAUAAUGGGACUUGGUACUCAAGGAGCUGAGAAGAAAAGUGCAGCCUCCAUUGCCUGCUUUUUGGCUGCCAAUGGAGCUGACCUUACAAUCCGUAACAAAAAAGGACAGUCCCCUCUUGACCUCUGUCCAGACCCCAACCUUUGCAAAGCUUUGGCUAAAUGUCACAAGGAGAAAUCCAGUGGUCAAGUAGGAUCCCAUAGUCCCUCUAUGAUAAGCAAUGAUUCCGAGACAUUAGAAGAAUGUAUGGUGUGUUCAGAUUUAAAGAGAGAUACUCUUUUUGGGCCAUGUGGACACAUUGCUACAUGUUCUUUAUGUUCUCCACGUGUUAAGAAAUGCCUCAUAUGCAAAGAACAAGUCCAGUCCAGGACAAAGAUAGAAGAAUGUGUGGUGUGUUCAGAUAAGAAGGCCGCGGUGCUCUUCCAGCCUUGUGGCCAUAUGUGUGCUUGUGAAAACUGUGCAAGUCUAAUGAAGAAAUGUGUUCAGUGCCGUGCUGUGGUUGAGCGAAGAGUGCCUUUUGUUAUGUGUUGCAGUGGCAAAGGUACAGAGGAUGUCACAGAUGAUAUAGCCGGCGGAAACAUACAAGCUUUACAGAAGGACAAGGACAAUACCAAUGUCAAUGCAGAUGUGCAGAAGCUGCAGCAGCAGUUACAGGACAUAAAGGAACAGACAAUGUGCCCUGUUUGUUUGGAUCGGUUGAAGAAUAUGAUCUUCAUGUGUGGACAUGGAACUUGCCAGCUGUGUGGAGAUCGAAUGAGUGAAUGCCCCAUUUGUCGGAAGGCCAUAGAGAGAAGAAUAUUAUUAUACAGUAUGUCUUGUUAGGAGAGAGAAAACCUUCAUGUAAAGAAUCUGAGCUGUUGAGCUACCAAAGAGAGAACAAAGAAGCUAAUUGAGAUACUGCAUUGUGACUUUCUGAUUCUGAUUAUAGGCAUGUCCAAAUCUGCCUGUUGCCCUAGUUACUUUGCACAGUGAUGCAUUACUUUUACUAACUUGCUGCUUCUGAUCAUGUUCACACCUUCCAAGAUUGGAACAAAAAAACAGUGCCUAAAAUACUCAAUAUAACUAUUUACAUUUCUUAUAGAAUAAAUGAAUGUUUAAACUAACAUAAAGCACAGCAUUUAGAAACCGUAUUCUUACACUAUCCUCUCUUCCUUUAUUUGGGAAUCGGUUUUAUUCAACUUUUUUUCUUAUAUACAUUUUACAGGCCCCUGAGCCAUAUUGGAAAGGGGCUGCCUAAUGGCGCUACCAUCACUUAAUGUUGCCCUUUUGCUCUAUUGGCUGUGCAUUGCUUGUGAAAAGAGAAAUUUUAUUUACUUUUCAGAAAAGCAAUAUGUUAAAUACCAGCAUUUUAAGAUUUGUGACUGUAGCAAAAAAUUCAAAUCCAUUUUAGUGGCAUUAGAUACAAAAGUCAGUUGAUUGACGUGCAUCUGAGAGAUGGAAGGUAAUGCAACAAACUCAAGGUUUCCGCUCUGGGGGUAAUACUGUGCCACACCAUAGUUUGUUCCUUUUAUUACCUUUUACCCUUGCCCCCAUGCCAUCCCUUUCCUUUUUUAACUUUAUUCAUAUCAUUGGUGGUAUGUUUAUGUGUGCUAUUUUGUAGUUACUUGCCUUUGUUUAAGUUGGCUAGUUGCUUCCCCAAUAGGAGAUUUUCUAGGUCCCAGAAACUGGUGGGCACAUUCACCAAAAUUUGAAUGGGGGAUUCAUGAGGGGCUUCUAGCAGUUUGACAGUUAAGUGUUUUAAUGAAUUGGCACAUUUAUCAAAUACUUUAGUUAUUUUUUUAAUUUACCAGUUUGUAAAAAUUGACAUUGCUGUCCCUUGGAGAGGCCUUAAUAAUAUUAAAAAUAAUAUUGUUAUGGUUAAAUCAGAACCUAUAAAGACAGAAAAACUUUAUUUUUCAGUGAAAUAAUAUACUAUUAUAUAAAUGUCCACAUUUCUCGCAAUUUUAAAAUAAAUGUAAAAAAGAACAACAAUCCAGGGUUUUCAUGAUUAACAUUAGCUGCCCUUUCUGAUGUAGAUUGACUUGCUGAGAAAGAAGUUACAGAUAUUCAGAAUUGGCAUAGGGUUGGCCUCUAUGGAGUUUAACUGCUAGUGUUCUAGCAAUAACACAUAUGAGGCAGCACAUGUAUGAACUACUGCUCUCUUGGGAAGUUUGCAGAAUAGGCCUGUGGUCAGUGAAUUGUGGGCCCAAAAAAACAAAUCAUCAGUCAGGAGUCACCAGUGGGGCUGUUGUAUUAACACAGCACUUUUAGUGUCUAAUCUAGAACCUCUUAGAAUUGAGACUAUCAAGCCUCCUGUGCCCCUUUAUUACCACUUCCUAUUCAUGUUUUGGGAACGUAUGGUGGGGAUGGGCUUUUUCCAAGCUGUCCAGAUUUACCAGAUUGACACUGCCACACAGAUAGCAUUAUAGAAAGGAGGAAAGAAGGAAGGGUUCUAGUUUGAUAGAGAGCACUUGGCUCAUAGAAGCUACGGUGAAACCAGACAUUAAAGGGAAUAUGUGUUCACUGCUUAAUUAAUUAAAAAUAAACUAAGGAAAUAUGUUAAAAACUUUAAAGACAAAGGCCCCUUAUUCUUUUGGUAGUCUAUAUUUUGAGAAAGAAAGGUUACACAUACCAUAAUAGCUGGUAGUUACUUGUUUGAAUGUUUGAUCAAAUAAAAAUGUUGGCAAAUUUGCACCAGGACAGGGACCUUUAGCAACCAAUUAGAGUUUAGCUUUCAUGUAGCUUAGCUUUAUCUUAGUUUAGCUCAUUUCUGUCUAAACAAAGCAAAUGUUUGAUUGCAUACCAGUAUACAACCCCCCUUUUCUCUUUGUUGUGACUGCUUUGUACCGUGGGAAUCUAAUCUACCUCACCAUAACCAAACAUAGAGAAGCUUCAAAUUAAACUAUCUGUGUAAAGAUCCCCUUACACGGGCCGAUAGUAGCUGCAGAUAUCAGUCCCUUGGACCGAUUCGGAAGCUAAUCAGCCCAUGUAUGGGCAGAACCGAGCUCGUUGACCGACUGCCCCAUGGCCGCAAAUGUAAUCCGAUCGUUUGGCCCCAGGGCCAAACGAUCGGAUUAUUUUUUUUUAUUGCUACUUGCUACCUGAUAUCGUCCACCCGUAGGUGGGGAUAUCGGGUGAAGAUCCGCUCGCUUGGCGACAUCGCCAAGCAAGCGGAUCUUAUAGUGUAUGGGGACCUUAAAGGCCGUGGCAGACGGGGAGAUUAGUCGCAACGACUAAUCUCCAUGAAAUGCCAUCCCACCGGCUAGAAUGUAAAUCGCCGGUGGGAUGGCAUACGCGGCGCCGAAAUCACAGAAGUUUCCUCUCAAGGCAACUUGGGAGAUUUCGGCAAAUCGCGGUACCGCGUAUGCCAUCCCACCGGCGAUUUACAUUCUAGCUGCUGGGAUGGCAUUUCGGGGAGAUUAGUUGUCCGCAACAGGGGAGAUUAGUCGCCUGUGACAAGGGAGAUUUGUGGCGGGUGACUAAUCUUCCCGUCUGUCACGGCCCUAACUGAAGUAAUAACCUUAGUUCAUUAUUAAACCAACAAGCCAAAUGUAUGUUCAGCACAAGCCGUAUUCACUGCACAAGGGGAUGUAGUGGCCCUUUAAGAAUUUGCUACUUUAAAAAAAUCAUGAUCCCCAACAGCAAGUAAAUUUUAUAGCUUGAGUUAAACUUGAAAAGAGCACCUAGGCAGCAAUUGGCGGUAUGUGUCCAUCAUCUGCUGUAAGGUAUUGUGUGCCUUGUGAGUGUUGAGGAGCCAAGUAAGAGAGCUUGCACUGCCAUAGCGAGCAUUUUGUGAUGCUUCAUUUAGUUAUUUAGGGAUAUUCAACUCUUUUAGCUUAUUGCUUGAAGUUAAAGCCAGGAAAGCAUAUUUAUACUUGUAAUAAUCAUAUGCCUUGGAGAUUAUCUUGUAUAUGACAAUAUCUGUAAUGUUGGCAAAACACUAUCAUAUUAACAUACUGUAAUAUUUUCAUUGGUAAAGAUAUUUAAGCCUAUAUGCAGUUACAUGUUACAGAACAUUCUAAUUUUUUAAAAACUAAUUUUAGCAAACUUCUAGACAUUUGCUUAUGUGUACAUUUCCAGACAAUCAGGGCCUUUAUUGGCCAGGCUGGUAUGUUUUCAUAAUUUUAACAUGAUAAACCAUGGCAGUCAUGGCUCCCAAUACCUCCUAAAAUAUUAGAAUGUGCUGUAAGUUAUACUUCACAGACUGCAAUGUUAACCUCAUCCCCUCUGCUAUAGCAGGCUGGCUGCCAGGGAUCUCAGUGGUUAUCCAGAAUACUACUAAAUGUGCUGCCCAUAGUUUAAAAUAGGUCAUAUUGCUUUAUAUCAUUUAUCUAGAGGGUGAGACCUGAUUUCUGAGAGUGUAGGGUGUUCCAUCUAAUAGCUGAAUGGUUUAGUUAAACUAUACAUGAAAAAUGUUACCCCCUUGGUAAAAAGUAAGGAUAUUAGAAGUCUAAAGACAUGAGAAGCCAUGAAUCUCCAAGGUGACUCCUUACAUUCUAAAGUAUGGGGACUGUGUUAUUUCUUAUUAUACACAGGUUUCAGUGGAAUGUGACAAAACUGAUAUAAUGGAGCACUUUUUAAAAGGUAUAGUUUGCAUCAUACACAUAGCUCUUGUGUAUUUCUUGUGUGUUUAUUAUAAGUGAAUUCAGAUACAGUGUAAAUGCUAUAAAUAACCUGAUUGGGGAACUGACCCUCUGAAACAUGGGCCCGGUGCUUCUGUGCUGCUAAAUACUGCAGUGAUCCCCAACCAUUGACUAUGGGGCAACUUGUUGCUCACCACCCUUUGGAUGUUGCUCUCAGUGCCCCCAAACCAGGUAGUUAUUUAUGAAUUCCUGACUUGGGGGCAAGUUUUGGUUGAAUAAAAACAAGAUUUACUACAAAUAAAGCCCCCUGUAAGCUGAUAGUGUGCAUAGAGGCUGCCUAAUAGCCAAUCUUAGCCCUUAUUUGGCACCUCCAUGAAUUUUUAUGAUGCUUGUGUUGCUCUCCAAGUCUUUUUACAUUUGAUUGUGGCUCAUGAGUAGGGAAGGUUGGCGAUUCCGGAAAUACUGUGUGUUUCCCUUAAGUGUAGAACAGUGCUACAUAUAAAGGGGAUGACUGUGCAAGUUAUUACGCCUUUGCAUGUAUUUUUAUUUUGCUGUAGGGAUAAGAACGGAUUUAUCUGCAACCCUACCCUGCUUUUUGGCAUUACAGUUAAAUAAUGAUAAGCAGCCAUAGACACAUUUUUAUCAGACAUAACACUAAUAUUUCUGUUUUGCUUGUUGCACCUAUUAUUCAAAAUAUUUUUUUUUCUUAAUGCAUUUUCCAGUAAUUUCCUUCUUCUCAUAAUGUGGUUCUGCACAAUAUUGCUUGAUAUUUACUAGCAGUUUACUGAUGCCAUCUCCCCACACACAUCAAGUCUCGAAUAACAAUUAUUACAUAUUGGGCUCAGUUCUUAACACUGGUCACAUUUGCACUUGGGCAGCAACACAAGGCAAUUAAUGAGAUCAAUCAAUGUUUGCUUUGUGUAAUAGUUAUAUUUUCUCUUUUAUUUUUAGCUUUCGUUUUUUUUUUUUUUUAGGUCUGAACAUUUCAGAUUUUAUAUGUGUAGUGGGAGCAACCUAAGGGGUCUGGGGUAUUUCUGUGUAUGUCCACUUGACAUUGUUUUUAUAUCUGCGUAAAUUUGUUUUGAAGAAUAUUACUUCUGCCUGAUCAAAAGGCUCAUCUUAGCUGCAGUUGUUCCAUGUAUAAUUAGAUGCCAGUUCAGAAAUAUUACACGAUAAACAAAUAUAUUUGGUAGAUCUGAGCAGACUCUGUUCAGUUGAUAAAUACCAUGUAGCUUCCCCACUGAUAAAACAAUGGUUUUAACUCUUGGCUUGAUAUGACUGUAUAUUUUAUACAGAGAGUUCAGUGCUUUAGUAGUGGCCAGUCUUAUUUUCACUUUUAUUUUGUUUUUAGCGUUUUUUUAUUUUAGUUUUUUCUUUCAGCUCUAUGUAGAAAGCUCAUGUAAAGACUUUAUUUUGUAGAAAAUAACAGACACCCCUGAAAAGAUUUUGCUGUAUGUAAGAAUAGUUUUGUCAUUAUUCAAAUGAAUUUGUAUAUUGCAUGGCUUAUGCUUUCAAAUAAACACUAAUGUUAUAGUCCGUA
Xenopus tropicalis (tropical clawed frog) is the source of this 8496-nucleotide messenger RNA. It is a transcript of the gene mib1, whose product is annotated as MIB E3 ubiquitin protein ligase 1. Gene Ontology annotation, cellular component: cytoplasm; centriolar satellite. Gene Ontology annotation, molecular function: ubiquitin-protein transferase activity; ubiquitin protein ligase activity; zinc ion binding. NCBI's taxonomy places the organism in Eukaryota, Metazoa, Chordata, Amphibia, Anura, Pipidae. Gene Ontology annotation, biological process: ubiquitin-dependent protein catabolic process; protein ubiquitination. The record is from RefSeq and is marked validated.